Molecule: messenger RNA, 1490 nt
Organism: Bactrocera neohumeralis
Lineage: Eukaryota; Metazoa; Arthropoda; Insecta; Diptera; Tephritidae
Product: odorant receptor 74a-like
Exons: 6
Coding region: 8-1327 (439 amino acids)
Biological process (GO): sensory perception of smell; detection of chemical stimulus involved in sensory perception of smell
Cellular component (GO): plasma membrane
Molecular function (GO): odorant binding; olfactory receptor activity
Source: RefSeq, a predicted model, not a curated record
AAAGUGCAUGCACUACGAAACAGACGGUGAUAGUGGACGAAUAAAGAGCACAAGGAAACUUUUACGCCUUGUCGUGUCCAUCAUGCGUUACCUACCGAUAAGUUACCAUAAACCUCUGUUACCAAAUGGGCUCCAUCCUCCGAUCGAUUGGCAACUCUACGGUUUUUUCUGCUCAAAUGGUUGGCCACUCGCAGCACAUAUUACGAAAACCCGUUACAUAGCCGAUAUAAUGGUGACCAUUAUGCAGUUUAUGUCCGAAAGCAUGGUUCUCAUUGGUGAAGCUGUAGUCAUGCAUGACAAUUUAGAUAACAUCAGCUUUGUCUGUACCGUCUUGGCACCCAAUUUGAUAUUAUUUGAAAUGAUGUUGCGCGCUUAUAAUAUUAUCUAUAGGCGCAAUAGUUUUCGAACGCACAUUGAGGAGUUUUACAAGAAGAUCUAUAUACAACGUACCUGGAAUCCGGAGCUUUUCGAGAAGAUACGCCGCCAACAAUUGCCCACCAAGUAUUCGACGUUCACCUAUAUUAUUACACUGGUGACCUAUGUCUAUGUGCCGGUAAGCGGUUUAAUCAAAAAUGAGCGCUUGGUACCUUUUCCGAUAAAUUUUGGCUUCGAUUAUACUGUGCCUUGGCCGCGUUAUUUAGUAUUUCUCACUAUGUCGAUGUGGACAGGUUUCGCUGUUGUGGGUCCCUUGGUCGCCGAAGCGAAUAUAUUAGCUAUGCAAAUAUUACAUUUGAAUGGUCGUUAUUCGUUGUUACUAGAAGAUUUACGGAAUAUUUCUAGGGAAUCUAUUGUCGAGCAUGAGAAAUGUAAGCGGAAAGACAAUAUGUUGGUCACCCAACGCUUUCGUUAUCGUUUAUACGACAUUAUUCGUCGAAAUGUGGAGCUAAAUGACUUCGCCAAAUCAAUGCAGGAGCAGUAUUCUUUCCGUGUGUUCGUUAUGUUGGCCUUGAGUGCGACUUUGUUGUGUGUUUUGGGAUUUUUAACGGCAACGCUAGGUAUAACUGCGCAGAAUAUUCGAUUUGUAAGCUGGAUAAUUGGAAAGAUAGUUGAAUUGCUGAUCUUUGGACGCCUGGGCACAACACUCUCGACAACCACAGACAAAUUGAGCACAUCGUAUUAUUGCUGUGAUUGGGAGGAUGUUAUACUUCAAUCAACUAACGCUGAGGAGAACAAGAAAUUGAUGAAGCUUAUAGCCUUGGCGAUUCAUUUAAAUAGUAAUCCUUUUCGUUUAACUGGUCUUAAUUUCUCCGUUGUCAACUAUGAAACAGUGGUAGCGAUUCUCAGAGGCGCAGGUUCCUACUUUACAGUCAUUUAUGCCUAUAGAUAAAUGAAUAGAAACUGACAAGAUAUAGGAACGGUAGUAAAUAAGAAAAAAUUAUUGGGAAGAGUUAAUACUGGAAGAAGGAGAUAAUGUUCAUAAAGUUCAAUAUACAUACUUGGAAACAGACAUAAAUGUAGUAAAAAAUAAAUACUAUUCGUAGAGAGUGAAA